Molecule: messenger RNA, 1761 nt
Organism: Salmo salar (Atlantic salmon)
Lineage: Eukaryota; Metazoa; Chordata; Actinopteri; Salmoniformes; Salmonidae
Product: interferon alpha/beta receptor 1a
Biological process (GO): cytokine-mediated signaling pathway
Cellular component (GO): plasma membrane
Molecular function (GO): interferon receptor activity; protein binding
Source: RefSeq, a predicted model, not a curated record
AGAACACCUCCCUUUGACCAUUUUUCUCGCCCUAGAAGAGCUGAUUAGGUUGUGUUCAUGUGAUCUAGAGGGAUGGUGACUGUGCUGCUGGCAAUAAUUUAAUGUUUUUUUGCCGAGGUUUACUGACACCGGUCAUAUUCAACAGGUGUUGAGAGUUUGUAAAUUCAACAGUUACUCUGCACUCCGGCACACUCAGACGAGAGCGGAAUAGAUAGGCACAGUUGGAGUCGGAAUGGAUAGGCACAGUUGGAGUCGGAAUGGAUAGGCACAGUUGGAGUCGGAAUGGAUAGGCACAGUUGGAGUCGGAAUGGAUAGGCACAGUUGAAUUGACGAACGCACAGCUAGUCCUUGACUCCCGGUGCCAUUACACAGGGUUAGGAUUGGAUUCCCACACAGUGCGUGUUUGCGGAAAACAGACGGACUAAAUGACCUGUGCUAAUUAGCUAGCCAUCAGCGUCUCUGAACACCUGUGUUUAAACAGACAGACGCCGAAAAUGUGGAUUCACUGGGAAAAUACUGUCGGCUGCAACUGUGUUCACCUUUUAAAACAGUGUACAUGCUUGCAGAGCUGCCUCAACCUCAGAACCUGACUCUGCUCACCCUGAACACACAGUACGUACUGACAUGGGACUGGGACCAGACGACCACAGGCAACGCUGUUACCUUCACUGUAGAGUACAUGGCGAAGUACAAGAUGAAGAUGAAGAAGGACUGGAGCCUUGUGUGUGACAGGACCACACACACCCGCUGUGAUUUCACAGGGUCUAAUCUGACCUACAUAGGAACGUACAUGCUCCGAGUCCGAGCCAGCGCAGACGGAGUCAACUCACACUGGGUCUGCAUAGAGUUCUGCCCUGAUAAAAACGCUUUGUUGGGCCCACCGCCCAGGGUGGAGCUGGCUCCUGCGGGGAACCAGCUGAAUGUGACCAUCUCUGAUCCCCUGACCAGCACCCAGGGCUCCAUGAAGAAACACGUCAUCUCCCUGUACUACCGCAUCCUGUACUGGAGUCUCUCUGAUGACCCUCAGGGUCUGAAGCCUAAAGUGGUGGACUCUAGCAACAACCUGGUGAUGCUGCCUGAGCAGGAGGCCUGGACGUGGUACUGUGUCAUAAUCCAGUCUCGCUACGACUACUACAACAAGACUAGCGGCUACACAGAACCCCAGUGCAUGCAGACAGAGGGUGACACCCCGUACGGGCAGAUCUUCCUGUACUUCCUGGUCUCCAUGGUGGUGUGUUUCCUGCUCGUGUUGCUUCCCUCCUACGCCUUCUUCAGGUUCUACAGAGUCCUCAAAAACACCUUUUACCCCUCUAUCCAGCUGCCUGCACACAUCCAGGAGUACCUCUGUGACUCCUCCCCCGGCUCCGACAUGCCCCGCCUCCUCACUGCUGAUUCAGAGGCAGAGCUGUGCUGUGAUAAGCUGACCAUAUGUCCUGAGGUGGUGCUACUGGAGAUACACCUCCCUCCUCCCCUCACAGCGCCCCCCUCAGAGCUGGAGCAGGACAGCGGCAGGCACAUCCGCCAGGACAGCGGAGACUCUGGGAUCCACUCCACAGAGGGAGGCUCCGCCCAGCAGGGUUGUAGUGGUAGGGAGCCAAUCAGGACAGACCAGGAAGUGGACUCCUGGCAGACACUGGCGCAGGUCAAGAUGGAGGAGAUGGGGAGAGACGUCAUCAUGAAAGUCCAAUAUUUUUGAAAACUUGUUUGUUGACAUGUUUAACAUUUUGGGAAUAUCAACUGACUAUUAAAUACCUAAAUAUU